CCUCUGUUGUGCCUUGACUACCCACUGGACCUGACCGCUCACCUUCUCUCUGCUUCUCUACCCCAGAUUAAAUGUUUAUCUAGAUAGAGAGAUAGAGAGAGCGAGAGAGUCUGUUUGUGGGGUUGUUUUGAGAAAGAGAGAGGGGGUGGGAGAGGUGGGUGGCAAUGAAGGGGGAAGGAAAAAUGGUGUUUUUCAAGUCUAAGAUGAAGUGGGUUGGAUUGCUUGGGAUUUUCCUCUCUGUUUUCUCUCUCUUCAUUCACUUUCUCUUGGCCAGAUACACCGAGGGAGGUGUUUCUCAGUACCAGGCUUCAAUCACAAUCUUCUCCUGGAGACCCAUCUUUGAAAAUUCAGAUCUUUCCCCAAAUAGUCCACUAUAUAGAAGACUAUGGGGUCCUGUUAGGCAGCUUCAGUUUCUACACCCACAGGCAAACCCUGGGGGAGAUUAUGCAGCUCCCAUUUUGCAGACAACUGGCUUUGUUUUUGUAAGGAUAAGAGGAGGGUUUCAUGAGAUCAGAAACUCGAUAUGUGAUGUUGUUGUAAUCGCUCGGCUUCUUAAUGCUACCUUGGUCAUUCCUGAGAUCCUAUCAACCACAAGCAGCAAGGGAAUUAGCUCUGAGUUCAAGAGUUUUGCCUACCUCUAUAACGAGGAUCAAUUCAUUGCAGCUUUGGCAAAGGACGUCACAAUAGUGAAAACCCUCCCGAAGAACCUCAAAGGGGCUAGAAGAACUAAGAAAAUCCCUAUGUUUAGAGUGUCUUGGUCUGCUUCUCCUUAUUUUUAUCUGCACAAUGUUCUUCCAGUAUUAAACAAACAUUCGGUGGUUGAGUUAGUGAUCUCUGAUGGUGGAUGCUUGCAGACUCUUCUUCCCCCCAAUCUUGAAGAGUACCAGAGGCUGAGAUGUAGAGUCGCUUUUCACGCCUUAACAUUCCGACAGGAGGUGCAAGAACUUGCGACUAAGAUAUUAAACAGGUUAAGAGCUCGUAGACGGCCAUUUAUAGCCUAUUACCCAGGGAUGACUAGAGAUGCUUUGGCAUACUAUGGUUGUGGUGAGCUUUUCCAGGAUGUACAUACUCAACUUAUUCAGCACAGACGGUCAUGGAUGAUAAAGCGUGGGAUUGUCAAGGGGAACCUUUCUGUGAAUUCGGCUGAACAGCGUCUUAAUGGUUCAUGUCCACUUAUGCCUGAAGAGAUUGGCAUUCUUCUCCGAGCAUAUGGUUAUUCCUGGGACACAAUUAUUUACAUCUCUGGAGGAGAGGUGUUUGGUGGACAAAAGAAGUUGAUUCCGCUUCAUGGAAUGUUUGAAAACAUUGUGGACAGGACAUUCCUAAGCACAGGAUGGGAACUUAGUGCACUAUAUGGUCAGGAGGCUAACCUUGUUGAUGAAUAUCCGAAAACUCGACCUUUUUUUAAGGAAGAAAUGAGACGUGACUCAUGGAAAACCUCGGGCCCACGUCCUCGCCCGCUACCACCACCCCCAGCACGACCUAAGUACCCAUACAAUAUGGAAGGUUGGUGGGGUUGGGUGGCUGAGAGUGAUAAUGAGCCUGAGAGUACUGUUACGGAGUUGAGGAUGAAUGCUCAUAAACUCCUAUGGGAAGCGAUUGAUUACACGAUAUGUGUUGAAGCUGAUGUGUUUGUUCCUGGAUUUGAUCGCGAUGGUAUGGGACGCCCGAAUUUUGCGAGCUUGGUUAUGGGGCACAGGCUCUAUCAAUCAGCUGCAUUUAAAACAUAUAGGUUGGACAGAAGAGAAGUCGUCAAGCUUUUAGAUGAGACCCGUGACCACUUAUACGAAGCCAACCACACUUGGAUAACAUCAGUACGCAGACAUAUGAGAAAAGCCUUAGUGGAGGGACUAGCACACGACUCCACAAAAUCGAAGCCGCAGUCUUUCCUCUCUCACCCGCUUCCCGAGUGUUCUUGCUUGCGGCGUGGCCCUACCGAAACAUCAUUUCAUGCGUCAAGUCCUUCGAUUCAAUCGCAAGUCGAGGCCUCUCUUGGUGUUACCCAUCCUUGCCCUGCUUGGAUGAAGGGUGAGAGAAUCUCGCAAUCAAGAGAUGAAAGAGAGGAGGAUCUCGACGAGAAUGAUUCCUCCUCAUCUGGGUUUUUCUUCCAGCAUAGUGUCGGAAGUCAUGGAAGUCAUGGGGACGGAGAAAUACACAACAAAGAAGAUACUCAAAUGGAGGAUCAAGAAGAACUAGAGGGCGCAGAAAGAUAACUACACGCUAGUUUGGCUCGAUGGUCGUACAUAUCUUAACUCACUGACCUUGAGGAAUAGUUGGAAAACAUUCGACAAUGGAGAUUUCGGGGUUCCUGAAUUUUUGCUCUAGUGGGUGGUCAGAUUUAGCUGCUUGGGUUAUGAAGUUUCAUGGGUGUGGUGUUCUCUAGUGGUGUUUAUACAUAAAUGGAGAGCUGAGUUCCAAUGAAGAGAGCAAAAUGGCUCUGUUCUUGAUAUUGUUUUGACCCAGGUUCAUAUUUCUUUUCUUCCUUGGGUUAGUCUGUUGAAGUUAGAACUUGAUUAGCUAACGUAGUUCUAACUUGUAUACCUACUUGAGUCAAUGUUAAUUCACUUUUCUUGUA
This is a messenger RNA of Rhododendron vialii, 2575 nucleotides long. Its product is annotated as O-fucosyltransferase 27. Gene Ontology annotation, cellular component: cytoplasm; Golgi apparatus; endosome. Lineage: Eukaryota; Viridiplantae; Streptophyta; Magnoliopsida; Ericales; Ericaceae. The coding region runs from base 165 to 2213 and encodes 682 amino acids. The transcript is spliced from 10 exons. The record is from RefSeq and is a predicted model, not a curated record.